Aricia agestis (brown argus) is the source of this 1072-nucleotide messenger RNA. RefSeq lists its product as uncharacterized. The record is from RefSeq and is a predicted model, not a curated record. The transcript is spliced from 3 exons. The coding region runs from base 117 to 860 and encodes 247 amino acids. Lineage: Eukaryota; Metazoa; Arthropoda; Insecta; Lepidoptera; Lycaenidae.
AACUUUAAUUAAUGAAAUUAAUAUAAAUAUCGUAAAUAAUUUCAUAAACGAGUGUUGAUUAUUUCCAACAACAUACAUUGUAGUGAUCCCAUUUUUUGGAACGAAAUACUGCCGCUAUGUUACUACUUGUCAAAGUUAAUCUUUACAAUUCUCCCUUCGUCUUAUUUGAAGUAUUUAAAGAAGACCUAAUAUUUUAUGAUGUAGAAGUAUUAAAAAUGAUUGGAUUAAGAACUAAUUCAGCUAUAAUCGAAUUGGAUGAUGACACGAAAUCAGAAAGGAUAAAGUCAACCAAAAAAUGUUUGAAACUUCGUGCAAAUGGACUUUUCUUACAACCCUUCGUAAAGGAGUGUAUAAACUCAGAAAUCUACAGAUGUUGUGUGAUUAAUCGUUUAAAACAAUGUGAAAUGAAUUUGAAUACCAGAGUAUUCCUCAAACUCAUACUUGAGCCUCCGGAUAAAGAAAUACUUGAUUAUGCAUGGAAUAUGAGAAUGCUACAGUUGGUAUGGAUGAAAGUUGAGAUAGACAAAGCAUUUUCUUGGUUGUCUACACUUGGAGGCGCAUAUUCAGCUUUGGGAGACUAUUUCGAAAAUUGUGCUGAAGAAGCUGGAAGGAUAUCAAUCACACAAUACAAGCUGUCAAAAAUGUUGGGAGAUGAAAGUUUGGCAGCAAGAAGCAGAUUGUACUCCGCCCUAGCGUUUUCCCAGAAGGGAAAACUGAAAAUAUCAAGACAUAUAGUGAGAGAAGUAGCUCAGUUUGCCAGAGCUACAAAAGACAAUAGACUGAAUAGAAUGUGUCAGGGUGUUUGGGCUAAGUUAAAGUAUUUGAGGCAAUUGCAAAAAGGGAAGAAUAACAUUAGAUAAUUCCUUGUAUGAGUAUUCAGUAACAUCUAACUAUCCUGCUAAGAGUGAUUCACAAUCUUCCUUUUUUACAAGGUUAAUGUUGUAAAAUAAUGAUUAUUAUUAGAGAUGUGUCGACUAGUCGCCGAAUAGUCGCUAAAGCCGACUAUCCGGCCACUUUCACCAACCCAUCAACUCCCAAGAGUUCGAAUCUGCGAUUGAGGGAACAUAGUCGG